CACUUCCUACCCACCGACACUGACACGCAUUCACCGGUCAGCUCAGCUUAUUAUUUCUGUCCCCCCUCCUCACCCCUACCGCCGCCCAACCCCGCCGGUUCACGUCUGCAGCUGGUGGUGCUGGUUUAUGAUCGGCCGUUUGUUCGGUAACGUGUCUCAGAGGGUGCCGAGCUUCUUGUACCGGGUGUCGCUGAUGAUGAAGCCGCAGGUUGUGUUUGUGCUGGGCGGGCCUGGCGCCGGCAAAGGGACCCAGUGCUCCAAAAUUGUGGAGAACUACAGCUACACCCAUUUAUCAGCUGGGGACUUGCUAAGAGCGGAGCGAGCUAGAGAAGGGUCAGAGUUCGGACAGCUCAUUGCCAACUACAUCAAGGAAGGCAAAAUUGUCCCCGUGGAAAUCACUAUCAACUUACUCAGGAAGGCAAUGGAAGAGACAAUGCAGAAAGAUGAGACAAGGUUCCGUUUCCUCAUCGACGGUUUCCCCCGCAACGAGGACAACCUUCAGGGGUGGAACACCGUCAUGGAUGGGAAGGCAGACGUCAAAUUUGUGCUUUUCUUUGACUGCGGCAACGAGGUCUGCAUCAACAGAUGUCUGGAAAGAGGGAAGAGCAGCGGACGCACAGAUGACAACAGAGAAAGCCUGGAGAAAAGAAUCCAAACCUACCUGCAGUCUACACGACCAAUCAUUGACCUGUAUGAGAAACAGGGCAAGGUGUGCACCAUAGACGCCUCUCGUUCCGUGGACGAGGUAUUUGCUGAUGUGAAGGCCAUCCUGGACAAAGAGGACUGAAUUUUCCCAGCUGCCAACAACAUUCAUUUAUCUUUUUAGUUUUCUUUUUAUCAACUGCAAGUACACUAUAAUAAGUUUAUGUCCAUUCAUAUGACUUUUUACUUUGGUUACCUAUUUUUUGGGUUUUUGUUCUUUUUUUGUCUUUUAUAAUUGCUGCACUGUUUGUGAGUGUGUGUACAAUAUGUAUUGAUGUGAGUGAGAAGUAGACGUGCCUAGCAGCUACUUGUGAUCAACUAGUUCAUGCUCAGAAGAGCUCACAGCUCAACUGCAUUAGCAUAGUUCAAGGCCUCUGAAUAGGAACAAAAUGUAUCAUUAGCUUAGAGAGAGACUUUCUGUAAAUCAAAGACACUUAUUAGUACUGGAAGUCUCUACAAAAAAAUGGUAUAUGUCACUAAUGUCUUCAGAGUUUCGUGUCAUUGGAAGCAGCCAUAAUGCUUCAGACCAAAUAGUAGUUUGACCUGAUGGGAUCACAAUGGGAUCGAUUUAAGACUUUACAGAGCAGCCAAUGGCCUGUCUGCUAUCCAAAUGAAAUGCAUUCAAUAUGAGUGUCAUGUCUCUCGCAACAGGGGCAUGACCAGACUGCUCAGUUGGAACUGCUUUUGUGCCAUGUUAGAGUAAUCAGGUACACUGUUUCUGUGAUAAAUGGCCUGUUCUUCAAUGAAUAUCUGACUCCAGUACCAGAACACCUCGAUGUGCUUCAUCAUAGCUGUGACACCUGGGACUAGUCGUACUUUAGAGAAAACAUGGAGAUAAAAAUGAACAUUUGUUGAAUCUGUACUGUAUCAUCUAGAAGGAGGAAGGAUAAAACUGAAAAGUAAAAACUU
Molecule: messenger RNA, 1611 nt
Organism: Toxotes jaculatrix (banded archerfish)
Lineage: Eukaryota; Metazoa; Chordata; Actinopteri; Toxotidae
Gene: cmpk1
Product: cytidylate kinase
Exons: 6
Coding region: 128-787 (219 amino acids)
Biological process (GO): 'de novo' pyrimidine nucleobase biosynthetic process; UDP biosynthetic process; CDP biosynthetic process
Cellular component (GO): nucleus; cytoplasm
Molecular function (GO): UMP kinase activity; ATP binding
Source: RefSeq, a predicted model, not a curated record